UUUAAGAACUUUUAAAAAAAAAGCAUUAACCAAUUAUCAGUUGGCUACUGGUCCUAUAUUUUAAAUGCUGUGUAAGUAUUUUGUUCCCGCCUAUCACAUUUUAACGGAAGUGCCGUCUAUGCUUUUUGUCUUUUUUCCCUAUGGAGGCGGCCACCAACGGCAAACUGACCUAUACUUCGUUUUCCGCCCGUAUCUCGUUACUAUUUCCUGUUGGGCUUUGCCCGGCAUUUGCAGCACGUGACCUGGAUAAGAAGCUCGGCACAAGCUGAAGAAAGAAACAGAAAAGCAUCAUCCACCAUGAUUGGUGACUACAAUCUGGUUUAAUGAGGCGUCAUGGUGCUUCUAUUGUCUUUGCGCCACAAUAUGCAGCACCAUCGUCUGUUAGUUCUGAGGAGUCCAAGAACACAUAGGCAUAUGGUACAGCCAUACUGUUCACCAGCCUCCAAGAGGCCUGAGGCUAACACCACAAUGGAAAUAGCUACAAGUCUUCUCCAUCGCUUAACAGAAUCAGGGAAGGUUGUAGGAAGGAACACCCUUCAGAGAACCUCUGCGGCUGCCAAAAACUGGUGGGACAAAUACGAGGAGUUUGUUGGUCUCAACGAAGUCCGAGAAGCUCAGGGAAAUGUGACUGAGGCUGAGAAAAAGUUUAUGGUUGCUCGAGGGAUCGUACGAGAAGCCCGUGAAACUUGGGAGUCUCAGCAGGUCAAAUUGAAGGACAUUCGAGACCGUUUGGACCGAGUCUCGCGAGAUGACACUCAGUACCUGGAGCUGGCAACCCUGGAGCACAAGUUACUGCAGGAAGAGAAGAAAUACCGAGCAACCUACUUAACUGCUGAGGCAUCUGAGCGAGAAAUGUUCUCUCUCUUCUCUGCCGCUGUGAGAGAAAGCCAUGAGAAAGAGCGAACAAGAGCUGAGAAAACAAAGAACUGGUCCAUUAUCGGCUCAGUACUAGGGGCCAUUAUUGGGGUUCUUGGUUCCACCUACGUCAACCGUGUUAGACUGCAGGAAUUAAAAGCCUUGGUUCUUGAAGCGCAAAAGGGACCCAAAAGCCUUCAGGAAGCCAUCCGGGAACAAGCCUCAAGCUAUGACUCCCAACAGAGGGAUCUAAGUGAUCUUAUUACCAACCUGAAGAGCAUCCUGAACGUUGUGACUGUGACAUCACAAGAAGCGAAGGAGGGGGCGUCCUCGGCCAAAGGCAGCCUGAGCGCCUCACUUAAAAUGGACCCUGUCUUAGUUUCCAUUAAAGAACAGCUCAGCCACUCGAAACAAAUGAAUUCAUUGCUUGGAAGCCUGCAGCAGCAGCUUGGCAAUCUGGAAAAGAGUUUGGGGGAAAUGGCUUCCGGAGUACAGAGCAUGAAGAGUACAGCUUAUCCCACCCCUGGGGAAAGAGUAUUACUUGGCUCUUCUGUGGAAGGGAACAGUCAGACCUAUGAGGUACAGGAUGUGGUUCUAGAGCUGUGCGAUGCGGAGAGGAGACUGGAAGCACAAAUGAAGAGGAACUCCAUCUACAGCACAGCCUUCACGUGUACUGUCUUUGCCAUUGCGCUUCCUGUGCUGUAUGUGCUGCUCAAGGGUAAUUGAGCCUACGGCCGGAUGAAAAAUUAUGUGUUGGAGUAAUAAAAUGACAUUCCCUGA
Molecule: messenger RNA, 1635 nt
Organism: Eublepharis macularius
Lineage: Eukaryota; Metazoa; Chordata; Lepidosauria; Squamata; Eublepharidae
Gene: CCDC51
Product: coiled-coil domain containing 51
Exons: 4
Coding region: 334-1581 (415 amino acids)
Source: RefSeq, a predicted model, not a curated record